CUCGCAGCUGCUGUCACUGGCUCGUAUGUUGCACAGUAAACCAGAAGCCAGUUUCGUGAACUACCCGCAUGCGAAAGAUGAUAUUUACGAUCAGCCAGUGAACCUGAUGUCACCAAAAAAGAUGGCUCAUAUUAAGGAGGAUCCUCUGACCAACAAUCCUCCGUCUACAGACGAAAAUUGGGCUCCAUUUGACUUCUCCAAAUUCGACGAUUAUCUUACCCAGUACCAAGAAGAUGAUGCUAGAGAUCACAACAGACUGAAAAGAAGUCCCAAGAGACGGCGCGGACGCACCGGGAAACGACGUAACCGCUCAAGAUUCAGCACACCACAGCCUGAUGAUAGCGACGGCACCGGCACAAAAGGCACAACAGACGUGCCGGUCGCACGUGGGGGGAAGAAAAAGAACAAGAAACGAACGGGGGUCUCCGACACAUACCAACCACCUGUUACGACCUACGACUCAACCUACACGGAAAUACCGAAGGACUUGUACCAAGCGCAUUUAAGGCCAGGAGUCAUCUUCAGAAUUCAUAUGGCAGAAGCCAUCCUGAAGAUGCAGUAUCGGAACUACCCGGACGAUAGGGACGAAUCAGUAGUAGAAGCGGACGUGGAGUAUCUCCGACUCACUCGAAAAGUAAUCAACGACGAGAUCACCAAGUUCGAGGACUUAAAGUGGUUGAUCGGAUGGUUCAAUAAUCGCUCAGACCUCAUUCAAGAGCACACUUGUAAUACGCGUUAUUUCGCUGUAGGUAUACCUCCGACGAUGUUUACGCACUCCGAAGAAUACAUGAAGAGAAUGUGUUUAUUCGACAACGUGUACAUUGACCAUAUACCAUACGUCGUUGGUGAGGACAACUCGUUAAUGGCCGCCGUGGCCCCGCCGGUGCUGCACUGCGACGCCGCUACCUGUACAUCUGUACCUUUUAUUGACAGCCUGAUGUUCGACGAACGACUACCCCACACGAACGUACGCACCGUGACCCGCUGCCAGGCGAGCUGCCGCGCGCACUGUCGCAACGAUCCCGACUGCCUCAAGCGAUGCUCAGACCGAUGUUUGAGAUCUGAAUAGUACAACAGUAUUACUGGAGAUUUUUACUAUCUAAAGAGAAACUACAGUAUCAUUUUCAUGUUAUACUGUGUCUGGAGAAAUAAAUUAUAUAUACUUUUAAG
Messenger RNA from Hyposmocoma kahamanoa, 1170 nucleotides. RefSeq lists its product as uncharacterized. The record is from RefSeq and is a predicted model, not a curated record. NCBI's taxonomy places the organism in Eukaryota, Metazoa, Arthropoda, Insecta, Lepidoptera, Cosmopterigidae. Bases 26 to 1069 code for a protein of 347 amino acids. The transcript is spliced from 10 exons.